AUGGCCAUGAUUUGGGCUUCAACUUUGGCUAUUGGCCUGGCGUGCAUGGGGGCCAUGGCCCAGCUGUCGGUGGUUGAUGUGGACGUUGCUGAACAAAACGACGACGAUGCGGCAGGUAUUUGUUUUUAUUCUUGAUCGUCUACUUUUUAUUAUUCUUGUCCGUUUUGUGAUAGUUUUAUCUAAAUUAUGUCGAAUAAUGUAAAAUGUCACACAAAUUUUAAAAUUUAUGUAUUUAUAUUGUUUUUUAGUUGUUGCAAACAGGACAUACGCAGAAGAACACACUGCGUUACAGCGUGACAUCUUCAUCAAUUACAAUAGAAACCUACGCCCAAUCAAAAACCAAUCACUGCCAUUAAAAGCACAAGCCCAUGUCUACAUUAUGCACUUCUCGGUUCAAGAGAACCAACAGAGUAUGAAGUUGUACGGCCACAUUUACAUGGUAAUAUAUUACUUUAAAGAUACCACAAUAAAAACAUCUAAUUGUGUUAAACUUACAAAAGAAACGUUUAGACGUAUAAGUAUGUGAAUAUAAUAUCGUUUCAGACAUGGUUUGAUGAGAUGGCAGUAUGGGAUCCAGUGAAUUACACUAAUGUAAGGACAACCAUGGUCAGCCAAUGGCAGUUGUGGCAGCCGGAGAUCAAGGUUGCUAACAGGUAAUGGUCAAAAUACUUAAAAUAACUAUUGGUUGUCCUAUGUUAUGGUAUUAUGUACACGAGUACGUCAAGAGAAACAAAAUUAUAUUUUUUAAUUAAAUUGGUUGUUAUGCGAAGGUUUGUAACUUACAACUGCUUAACAAACUCUUUCAGCAUCGCCGGAUCAAGUCAGUACUUCGAGAUCUCGAAACGUUCUCAUGCAGCUCUCACCUCGAUAACUCCAGUUUUGACAAAAGUCGAGAUAUACCCAACGUUCUCCAUCUCCAUUGGUUGUGGCUUUGAUUUUAGGUAACAAGUCUUUUUAUCGACAAAAAAUUCAUGGCUAGGGUCAAAGUUGACACAUAAAGAUAAAGAUGACGCAUAAUUUACGAAAUGCAAAUUUUUUUAAAAAUUCAGAGAUUUAUUAUCAAAACUUUUAUAUUUUUAUCAACCUAAAAACCAAUUUCAGUGAUUACCCAUUCGACGUCCAAGAAUGUGCCCUCAGGUUCUACAAUUCGAAUCCGAUGAGUGAAGUCGAGUUAGUAGUAUAUUACGAACUGAAGCCGAGUGUAAUGUUGGCAUGGGGAAAUGACACAAACAAGAAGUACAUUAGCAGUUGGAAGUUGGAUAACGUUACAGCCAACAUCUCAUACUACCACAAUCGAGUAUACAACGACACCAGACCUACUACGGCGGCCGAAAAGGAACUUACGUGGUAAACACAUUGACUUUAGAUACAGAACUACCUUGUAUAUUUGGCUGUCUUGAGUCACUAAUGUAUUUCUUUUAGUUUGUGGCAUGAUAGUAUAUUGACAUGUUUAGGUCGAUUUUCGUGACAAAAAUCACACUGGUCAGAAACUGUCAGCACUACUGGGUCACGUUGGCUAUUCCAACGUUCUGUGCCAUGUUACUCAACGCUUUCUCGUUUAUGUUUUCUAAGUCGGAGUUGGCCUUGGUUACUGUAAUUGCCAACUUCUUUUUACAAUUGAUAUUCAUGUUGAAUGAGCUCAUCGAACUACCUCCGUCAACUGCUGAACCGCCUCGAAUUAGCAAGUUUUUUGUUUUUUUUAUUCUUAAACUUUUUUAUAUUAACUUACAAGUGAUUACGCUAAGAAUUUUAAUUUUUUGAGUUUUUAAAGUUUUAAUUUUAAAAAGUUUGUUUGAAUCAUGAAAGGAUUGAUAAUUAUUCUUGUUUUAGUUAGGUACAGCGCUUACUUGAUGAUUAUGACAACUACUGCUAUGAUGCUACAUCUUUUUAUUAGAAGGUUACGGUACAAACAAGUGCCUGUACCAAACGAGUACGUCAAGAGGAUCAAAGAUGUCAUAGCUAAUAUAAAAAUUGGCGACAAAAGUAAGUUACCAUAACUUAUAAUAUAGUGCCUACAGCCAGGGGUUUGGCGGGAGGUCGAGGACUGGAGAGGAGGGGGGAGGUCAAAACUGAAGAAGGGAGGGUUUCUAAAAGAUUUUCUAGGAGGGGAGAUCUACCUGGCUUUGCAUACACCGAAGUAUAAGUUAUUUGGAUUAGCUAUACAGUUUCUAAAUAUACUUGACUAUUAUAUUGUAUGUAAUUACUGUAACAUCAUUCCAGAAGAAGACGAGACUUCUGAAAGUUCACAGACUUCAGAAUCCGACGCGUAUCUCUAUGCUGAUCUCACGCGGAAUCUUUGUUUGAUACUGUACUUUACUUUCGGUAUUGUUCUUUCGUUCUUUUUCCUAGUACUGUAG
Bursaphelenchus okinawaensis is the source of this 2357-nucleotide messenger RNA. Lineage: Eukaryota; Metazoa; Nematoda; Chromadorea; Rhabditida; Aphelenchoididae. The record is from the annotation of a GenBank genome assembly.